UGAGGCGCAGCGGCCGCGCCCCAGCAGCAUGACCUUCCUGCCCACCGCCCGGCCGCCGCACCCCGCCGACAGCCCUGGCUUCCUUCGGGGGGGCUCCCUGUGGGGCAGCCGCCGCUGGAACCUCUUCGGGGGCAGCGGCUGGAGCGGCUCCAGCCCCAGGAAGAACUUCAGCUCCCUGCGGAAAAGCUUCAGUUUCCGCCUGCGCCGGGGCCACGAGCUGCGGCGGUCGGAGUCUGGGGGGCUCCUGCGCCCCACGCGCCUCCGCACCAAGAGCGAGGGCGACGCCAGCUCCCUGCACACCUGCCCCAGCAAGCGGGACUUGCUGUACCCAGAGCUGACCAGGGUCGGGGGCCGGCUGCACACCGACCCCGUGCAGACAGGGGGACUCUGGAAACUCCUCACGAGUCGCUUCCGAAGGCGAGAGCGUGGCAGCACUGGCAGCGUGUGCCCCAAAGACCCCCAUGGCAGUGUUGAGCCUGUCCUCCUGGGUGGGGGUCCUCUGCGGGCUCUGGAUUCAUUUGUGAACAGCCAGGAAUGGACCCUGAGUCGCUCGGUACCUGAGCUGAAGGUGGGCAUCGUGGGGAACCUGUCCAGUGGCAAGUCUGCCCUGGUGCACCGCUACCUGACCGGCACCUACGUGCAGGAGGAGUCUCCAGAGGGUGGCCGCUUUAAGAAGGAGAUCGUGGUGGAUGGUCAGAGCUACUUGCUGCUGAUUCGAGAUGAAGGGGGCCCCCCUGAGCUCCAGUUUGCUGCCUGGGUGGAUGCAGUGGUGUUUGUCUUCAGCCUGGAGGAUGAGAUCAGCUUCCAGACCGUCUACAACUACUACCUGCGGCUCUGCAGCUACCGGAACACAGCGGAGGUGCCGAUGGUGCUGGUGGGCACGCAGGAUGCCAUCAGUGCCACCAACCCCCGCGUCAUCGACGACUCCCGGGCACGGAAGCUCUCCAAUGAUUUGAAGCGCUGCACUUACUACGAGACCUGUGCUACCUACGGCCUGAAUGUGGAGAGGGUCUUCCAGGACGUGGCUCAGAAGGUGGUGGCUCUCCGGAAGAAGCACCAGCUGUCCAUCGGCCCCUGCAAGUCCCUGCCCAACUCACCCAGCCACUCAUCUGUUUCCGCAGCCUCCAUUCCUUCUGUCCACAUCAACCAGGCCACCAACGGUGGAGGAGCCUUCAGUGACUACUCCUCCUCUGUGCCCUCCACCCCAAGCAUCAGCCAGCGGGAGCUGCGGAUUGAGACCAUCGCUGCCUCCAACACCCCCACCCCCAUCCGCAAGCAGUCCAAGCGGCGCUCCAACAUCUUCACGUCUCGGAAGGGCGCGGACCCGGAGCGCGACAAGAAGGUGCCGGAGUGUAAAGCGGACAGUAUUGGCAGCGGGCGGGCCAUUCCCAUGAAGCAGGGCAUUCUCCUCAAACGCAGUGGCAAGUCCCUCAACAAGGAGUGGAAGAAGAAGUAUGUGACACUGUGUGACAAUGGGGUCCUCACCUACCACCCCAGCCUGCACGAUUACAUGCAGAACGUCCACGGGAAGGAGAUUGAUCUGCUGAGAACUACGGUGAAGGUGCCGGGCAAGCGGCUCCCCAGGGCCACAGCAGCAGCAGCAGCAGCAGCAGCAGCGCCCAGCGCCAGCCCCAAAGCCAACGGGCUGGCCAAGGAGCGGAGCAGCUCGCAGCUGGCAGGAGGAACAGGUGCUCCCCACUCGACCAGCAGCACCUCCCUGCACUCCGAGCGCUCCAUCAGUGGCAUCAACCUUGUGGGCUUCAGCUCCAAGCCAGACGGGAUGCACCAGCGUUCCUACUCUGUCUCCAGUGCAGACCAGUGGAACGAGGCUGUGGCCAUCCCUGGCAGCUGCCCCAACCCCGCUAACGGUACUGCCGACUCACUCAGCUCCAGCCCAAACAUUUCCAGUGCUGCCAGCCCAAAGCUGGAACCGCCUCCGUCACCACAUGCCAACAGGAAAAAGCAUCGCAGGAAAAAGAGCACAGGGACAACUCGGCUUGAUGGCCCCAGCACGGCAGCAGAAGAACCAGAUGAGCCAUUUGAGUUCAUUAUCGUGUCACUGACGGGCCAGACAUGGCUCUUUGAAGCCUCAACAUCAGAGGAGCGGGAGCUCUGGGUGCAGGCCAUUGAGAGCCAGAUCCUGGCCAGCCUGCAGGGAUGUGAGAGCAGCAAAAACAAGGCUCGGCUGGGCAGCCAGGGCGAUGCACAGGCCAUGCAGGCCGUCCGUACCGCACGUGGGAACAGCUUCUGCGUGGACUGCGAUGCACCGAAUCCGGACUGGGCCAGUCUGAACCUGGGUGCUCUCAUGUGCAUCGAGUGCUCUGGGAUCCAUCGCAACCUGGGCACCCACCUGUCCCGUGUGCGCUCCCUGGACCUGGAUGACUGGCCUAGCGAGCUUCUUAUGGUCAUGACUGCCAUCGGCAACGCACUUGCAAACGCUGUCUGGGAGGGAAUGGUGGAGGGGUACCCCAAGCCCACGCCUGAGAGCAGUCGGGAGGAGAAGGAGCACUGGAUCCGGGCUAAGUAUGAGCAGAAGCUCUUUCUGGCCCCACUGCCCCAGUCUGACAUCCCCCUGGGGCAGCAGCUGCUGCGGGCCGUGGUGGAGGAUGACCUGCGCCUUGUGGUGACGCUUCUGGCCCAUGGCACCAAGGAGGAAGUGAACGAGACCUACGGAGAUGGAGACGGGCGCACAGCGCUGCAUCUCUCUUGCGCAAUGGCCAACGUGGUCUUCACACUGCUGCUCAUCUGGUACGGAGUGGAUGUGAAGAGCCGGGAUGCUCGGGGCCUGACCCCACUGGCCUAUGCCCGGCGAGCCGGCAGCCAGGAGUGCAUCGACAUCUUGCUGCAGCACGGCUGCCCCAGCGACAGCAGCGCCACUCUGACCCCCAGCCUGCCCCGCCGCAACGCCAAUGCCAACAACAACGCCUGCACCGCGGCGCCUCUUGAGUUCAGCACCAGCCCCAGCACAGUCUAGCCCUGCACGGGCCCUCUGGUCGCCACAGCUGCCCUCUAGCCCUGCCGGGGACCAGGGCCGCAGGAGUGGCUCUGAGAGCAGCACAGAUGGGCCCCCAUGGUGUUUGCCUGCACCAGAACCCCCAUUCCAGCCAGGAGGAGGCUGGGAGCCAGCAUCCUGCUCCUCUGCGCUGGUUCCAGCCACCUCUCGCAGACCCAAUGCUGGCAGCUUGUGGAGGAGCUCCUGCAUAAUCACUGGGGUGGCUCCAGUGCACCCCAUUCUCGUGACCGGUACAUGGAUGGGGAGGCAGUUUCUCCUGCCACCCCCAUCUGCAGAUAAAGCAGGGGCUGGGGGCAGUUCAGGUGUGUAGCUCUCCCCUGUGCAGCAGUACCAAGGAGGCUGACGGCUGCACCUGCGCCCUCAGACAGGUCUGUUUGGGCACUUUCCUCCUGCUCUCCCUCCAUGCUGGCCUCUCCACACCCCCCAUUGCAGUGAUGAGGUGGGGGGCAGCAGGAGGUGUGUGUUUCUCCAUUGCACCCCCAUGCUCCUCUGCUUGGGGCCGGUGCAGGAGGAAUGCACAUGCCGAUAUUGCUCCCCGUGUGCUGAUGCAAGGAUGGCAUCUCCCCAGCGCAGCCCCUGGACAAAGGCCUCCCCAGCCUCCCUGGUGACUUGGAGGGGGAGGAGGAUGGUCACCCCAGGAUCCCCAGCUCUGUCUGUCUGUCUGUCUGUAGAGUCACUGUCCUUCCAGGUUAAAGCUCCAAGCCAUACACAGUGUCUCCAUCAGAGCCUCCCGCUGGCUCCCGCUGCUGCCCAGGUGGGGCUGGUCUCCAGCUGAGCAAGAGGAGGAGAGGAGCAUCUCCCUUUGCAUUAGGGUCAAGCCUCUAGCUGAAUGCUGGAACCUCAAGGCUUUGGACACUGCUAUGGAAUGUCUCUGUCACUUGUGUAUAAAAUGUACAUUGGAAAUAUUUAUAUGGACACUCUGUAUAUAUGGUUUCUUUUCCAUGAGUUGCCCUGUGUGUGUUAUCUGCAGCCAAGGAGAUAAAGGCCAAUAAAGCAACCCACCUCCUGCCAGGCCAGAGUCUCAGUGUGCUGCCUUUGGGGCCUCCGAUGCAGCCCUGGUUUGCAGCUGGGUCUGGUGACUCUCCUGCCAACACUGACAAACAUUCAGCCUCUUCUCCUCCGGCUCGGGCUCUGGUAACAGCAGUCCUGUGCCAAACGAGGCCCUUGGGACACGACAGUGUGCUUAGGUGUGGAGGGGAGAUGUGCCGACCCUGGGCGCUGAGGUACAAUGCCAGAACGUGGCCCCAGAGGCAUGCACAGCUCUGGCAGGAUGGGAGAUGGGCACAGCAGAGGGUUGUGCUGGAGAGGGGACACGCAGGGCAGGAGUGCUGGGCCAGCUGGCCCCUGUGCACUGAGUAGCAAGUGUGAAGCUGGGACGGGGGAAGGCAGAGAUGAGCAGGGAGUGAUGGGCUGCCACAGCGAGCAAGGAGUCUGCUGUGGCUGCAGAAGACUGGGGAUCGUCGAGUCCCAAGGCACAGGCAGAGACCCCUGAGCAGUGAAGGCAACUGUGUGUCUGCUCUGCCAGCCCUGACUUCGCAUGCUUCUCAUAGCUGUGGGCAGAGCAGAGCCCCAGUGCUGACAGUUCUGGGCUGGCUGCACCCCAGGCCACAGCACAAACAGCAGUUCAGGGCUGCAGUGUCUCUGUGCUGGGGUCCAGGCUCUACUGGCCACAGGCCUUGGGCCCCAAGCCUGUGUGGCAGUGCUGAAAGAAAGGGAGGUGCCAGGACACCCCCAGCUGCCUCAGGUACCCUCAGAUGUCCCUGUCAAACCCCUGCUGCUUUUUCCUUGUGCCCCUCCCAUGGCAGAGGGCUGCCUUGCUGGGGGCUGCAGACGGUGGCCCCAGCCCCUCCACUCCUUGAUGUGUUCUGGCUGUGUGCGCCCAUGUCGUCACCCUCAUCCUGCUCCUGCUCCUGGUCCCCAGUUCCAGCCUGGCCCCUGCACCCAUGUCACCCCUCAUUCCCACCCCCUCGUGGUGCCCAUGGGUGCCCCCACACCGGCCCCGGCCCCAGCCCAGUGCUGGGUUUGGUUAAUUUCCUGGCGACUGCAUUAACGGGAAUGGAAGCCGAGGGACGGCAGCUCCUCUGGGGCCCAUUAAUCAUCCCCCUCAGACAAGCUGCCUUGAUUACAAGUGGCAAGAAAUUCAUUAGGGCUGCGGCUCUGACAACUUUUAUCUGCGCGGCUGGAUCUGACUCAUUAGGCAGCCAAAUUAAAGCCAUGAUGGGCCCUGAUGAAAUUCACUGCUUGUUUAUCUUGUGCGAUCUGAUACAUCUGCCCAUACAUCAUCUCCCGCGCGGGAUCCCGCCCUACCCAGCCCUGGCACCUCCCUUCCCAUCCCAGCCCUGCCCCAGGCCCCCAGUGCCCAGGCUGGACCCAGCUCUGACCCCAGGACAGCCCUGGCCUGCCCCCACACUGCUGGGCUGGGGCUGCGAGUGAUGACCACGCCGCCAGGAGCCACGCGGGGAUGGCUCUGGAAUCAAAAUACCCUGAAUUGGAAGGGGCCCACAAAGAUCACCAAUGUCCAAGGUCUGGGGCCACACAGCCCUGAGCAGCCCCCCACUGCAGUGCUCAUGGGGGUGCAGCCCCCUCAGGGCACCCAGAGCCCUAGCCAGGUUCUGCUGGCAGAGGCACUGGUGUGGGCACAGCCCUGUGGGGACAGGCAGGUGCCUUCCUGCUGCCCACAAAUUGCAAACAGGUGCUGAGGAUCCCGGUGAUGCCCUUUUGCUGGCACCUGGGGACAGAGAAUGCCACCAGAUCCCUGCAGGCUCUGACACCGUCCCAAGGAGCCAAAUGUGCCCUGUCCUGACUUGCCCCAGCCCAGCAUUACUCCAGUGCUGGAGCACAUCUGGGUGCCACGGUGACCAGUGUGGCUUCAGGUGGCCCUGGGCCAGGACAGGCUGAAUGAAGCAGGAGCUCCAUGCCCGUGUUCAGGAGCAGAGGUGUGUGUCUGUGUUCAGGGGCAGGAGCUGUGUGUGUUUAGGGGCACUGUGCCUGUUUUUCGGGGCACAGGUGUCUGUGUUCAGGCUGAUGCCAGGGAAGGCACAAGCCAUCCCUCUACUCUGCUGUAUACAGAAGACUGUGCCAAGGCAGCAGCAGUGGGACUGUCCCUGUGUUCCGUGGCCCCGAGCAGCACCAGUGACCGCUGCAGAUCCGUGCGUGGCAUGGAUCUUGUGGCAGCACCAUGAGGACCUUGCCCCAGGCAGCCAGCAGCACUCGCCAUCGAGCUGAGGCUGGAGCCAGGGGAGGGAGGUGGGUGCCCCAGCACAGGAGACAUGGGAUGCAGCCUCGUGCCUUGAGUAAAUCCACGGUCUGCAGCCUCAGUCUGGAAACCAGCCAUAACACAGGUUAGCAGCACUUCCCAGAGAGCCUGGGCACAGCCAGAAAAAGCCCCAGAGAGUACAACUUACAAUCGAAGCACUACAGACCUUCCUGCAGCCCCAGCUGAGCAGGCACAGCCUCCUGGGGAUCUGUAGGGCAUGGGGCAGCACCACCCACCCUGAGGCUGCUGGAAUCACAUGCUGAGCACAUGCAGAGAUGCUUUUAGGAGAGAUGGCCAGAGCAGAGAUCCUGCCACAGGGCUGUGCCUUCGUGUGUCCAGUCAGCCUUUCCUCUGGGGAAAAAGGCACAGGUGUGACAGUGUCCCAGCUCCCUUGGCCUGUGUUCACUAAGGUACAGCACCAACACACUCACUACAACACCUGCACCCUGUGCCCAGUCUCGGGUAUCAAGCCUGCAGACAACCACAGCACAGGCAGUCACAAAGCCCUGAGAGGAGUUCCACCCUGGCUGAUGGGGACACUGGACAAGCUGGCACAGGCUGCAGAGGAGUUGGGCAGUGGUCAGAGGGAGCUCACGACCCUUCCCAGAUUCCAGCCGUUGGGACAUUGUUUCUCUCUUGCCCAUUGUUUCUCUCCUGCACCUGAGCUAGUCCUGGAGCCACUGGCUAAUGAACAGCACCAGCACCUUAUUGUGGGCCAUCACAUCUUCAUACCAGCCCCUUGUCAGGGAAUGCUGAGGACCAGCUUUAUUGUGCUGAGUGAAUAAACACUCUGUGGGAUGCAGUCUCUGCUCCUUUCCCAGUUCUUUAAGAACCACCAUACAGGCAAACAAGUGGACAGGUUUGAGUAGGGAGAAUUCACUUGUAAAUGCUGAACUUGCCUUCCUUAGGGCAAAAUAAGUU
Molecule: messenger RNA, 7190 nt
Organism: Pseudopodoces humilis (Tibetan ground-tit)
Lineage: Eukaryota; Metazoa; Chordata; Aves; Passeriformes; Paridae
Gene: AGAP3
Product: ArfGAP with GTPase domain, ankyrin repeat and PH domain 3
Biological process (GO): activation of GTPase activity
Cellular component (GO): nucleus
Molecular function (GO): GTP binding; GTPase activity; protein binding
Source: RefSeq, a predicted model, not a curated record